ACCAGGGGAAAGAGACAUCCGGGGUUGGGGAAGUGUUAGGAGAGGAGAGUUAGCGUAGGAGGGAGGGAGACGGGCUGUCGGAGCAGCACACGGAGGGAUAAAGAAAGGGGAGUGAGAACCGAGAGGGAGACCGAAAGGGAAGGAUAGUGGGAGACAGAGAGAGACGGAGGAGACUUACAAGAAAGAGAAGAGAGGAGAGGAGAGACAGAGAAGAGGAGAAGGAGAGGAGGACUGGAGAGUGACUGUGGAGGAUGGUGUUUCUCUAUUCCAGAUACUUCUAAGAUUGGAGACUCUUUUGGUAGUGGGGAGACUCCGGGUCUGGCAGCGGCAAAGUAAAAUGUACAGCGAGAGACAGACGUUCUGGCCACCUCUCCGCGUCUCAGAGAUCCCGGAGCUGUUCUUCGGCCAACUCGUUUCUCAGCUGGAGUCUAUGAGCGCGCUGGACUACGAGAGCCCAGGGAGCGACUAGAAGCUCGCUGCCCCGCGGAGAUGCCUUCGCCUGAGCAGUAAGAACUUCCUGCUUGAGUCCCUGCAUCCGCUCCCUCCUGAAACUCCCCAGGACAGAGGGGAGGAAGACCCCAGGGGGAGGGGAGAGGGGGAUCCUGGCGCAGCUCUUUCUCCCCUCCCCUUCCCCGCCCGGCACGCAGGCAUGGAUCUGCUCAGCUUUGGACAGGGCAACAACACCACGUCGUCCCAGGGUCCCUUCGGGACACGCGGCAACGCUACUAACAUCUCCGACGUGACCUUCAGCUACCAAGUGAUCACUUCUCUGCUGCUGGGCACGCUCAUCUUCUGCGCGGUGCUGGGCAAUGCGUGCGUGGUGGCCGCCAUCGCCCUGGAGCGCUCCCUGCAGAACGUGGCGAAUUAUCUCAUAGGCUCACUGGCAGUCACCGACCUCAUGGUGUCGGUGCUGGUGCUGCCCAUGGCCGCAUUAUACCAGGUGCUCAACAAGUGGACUCUGGGACAGGUCACCUGUGACCUGUUCAUCGCCCUCGACGUGCUGUGUUGCACCUCGUCCAUUCUGCACCUGUGCGCCAUCGCGCUGGACAGGUACUGGGCUAUCACGGACCCCAUCGACUACGUGAACAAGAGGACGCCGCGGCGCGCCGCUGCGCUCAUCUCGCUCACUUGGCUCAUUGGCUUUCUCAUCUCCAUUCCGCCCAUGCUGGGCUGGCGCACUCCUGAAGACCGCUCGGACCCGGACGCAUGCACCAUCAGCAAGGACCAUGGUUAUACUAUUUACUCCACCUUUGGCGCCUUCUACAUCCCUCUGCUGCUCAUGCUGGUUCUCUACGGGCGCAUCUUCCGAGCCGCGCGCUUCCGCAUCCGCAAGACAGUCAAGAAGGUGGAAAAGAAAGGAGCCAACACCCGCCUUGGGGCGUCACGGACCCCGCAGCCCAAGAAGAGUGUAAAUGGCGAGCCGGGGAACAGAGACUGGAGGCAGGGCAUAGAGAACAAGGCAGCAGGGCCUCUGUGCGCCAACGGCGCCGUGAGGCAGGGCGAAGACGGCGCCGCCCUGGAGGUGAUCGAAGUGCACCGGGUGGGCAACUCCAAAGAGCACCUGCCGCUGCCUAGCGAGGCGGGUACUGUCCCCUGCGUCCCCGCCUCCUUCGAGAAGAAAAAUGAGCGCAACGCAGAGGCCAAGCGCAAGAUGGCCCUGGCCCGCGAGAGGAAGACGGUGAAGACGCUGGGCAUUAUUAUGGGCACCUUCAUCCUCUGCUGGUUGCCCUUCUUCAUCGUGGCCCUAGUUCUGCCCUUCUGCGAGAGCAGGUGCCACAUGCCCACCCUGUUGGGCGCCAUAAUCAACUGGCUGGGCUACUCCAACUCUCUUCUCAACCCGGUCAUUUACGCCUACUUCAACAAGGACUUCCAAAACGCGUUUAAGAAGAUCAUCAGGUGCAAGUUCUGCCGCCGAUGAUGACGGAGUAGCUGGCGAGUAGGCCCACCCCAUCCAGUCGGCCUCCCUCAGCCCUCUGCAAUCAAAACCUUUGCUAGUUUUCCUCUGACUUUCUCAGCUGCUUGGCCCGCUGCUUCCAGACCUCGUUCCCCCGCCCCCAGCCCUCAAUCCCCUGCGCGGAAGGAGGGCGCACUGUGCGAAGAGGUUCCAAAGGCGGGGCAAGAGAGUCUGGAAAACUACCCGGAUCUGUGACGUGCGACUGAGGCUCAAACUUUGGCCUCAGAAUCAGUUUUGAUCCCAGCAAUUGCUUCUUCCCUCUUCUGCCCCUUAAAUCUUCACGGCUGAAGUUUAAGCCUCAGCGGUC
Messenger RNA from Camelus dromedarius (Arabian camel), 2261 nucleotides. It is a transcript of the gene HTR1A, whose product is annotated as 5-hydroxytryptamine receptor 1A. The transcript has a single exon. The record is from RefSeq and is a predicted model, not a curated record. Gene Ontology annotation, cellular component: plasma membrane. Lineage: Eukaryota; Metazoa; Chordata; Mammalia; Artiodactyla; Camelidae. Gene Ontology annotation, biological process: regulation of behavior; adenylate cyclase-activating adrenergic receptor signaling pathway; regulation of hormone secretion. Bases 650 to 1918 code for a protein of 422 amino acids. Gene Ontology annotation, molecular function: dopamine neurotransmitter receptor activity, coupled via Gs; G protein-coupled serotonin receptor activity.